AUGAAGUCUGCGCUGUAUUUGUGUUUGUUGCUUCUUGGAUUACAAGUCCAGGGUCAACUGAAGUCCAACCUCAACGAUGAGCAGCAGGAACAAGAAAUAGCCCAUUUCUCAGAAGACCAUUCCCAGGCUGAAGGUGAAAACUCACCUCACGCCAAGAUUGCCCCCAGCAAUGCCGACUUUGCAUUUAGGGUUUACAAGCAGAUCAGAGAAGAGACAGGCAACAAGAACAUUUUCUUCUCUCCUUUGAGUAUCUCCACUGCCUUUACAAUGCUCUCCCUGGGGGUCAGAUCAAACACUCUCAGUCAGCUGCACAAAGGCCUCGCCUUCAAUCUGACAGACAUGGAGGAGCAGGAGAUCCAUGCUGGAUUUCAGCGCAUCCUCCAGCUGCUCAACGACCCUCACCGAGAAGACCAGUUGAGCAUGGGCAACGCCCUGUUCGUAGACGACCGACUGAAACUGCUCAAAAAAUUUUUGGAUGAUGUGAGAAAUCUGUAUUAUUCUGAAGCUACUUCUACUAGCUUCCAGAAUCCUCCAGAGGCUAUAAAGGAAAUCAAUGAGUACAUAGAAACAAAAACUCAUGGGAAAAUUGUUGAUUUCCUCCAGGAUCUUGAUCCACAGACCGUGAUGGUUCUGGUUAACUACGUUUUCUUUAAAGGUUACUGGGAAAAACCUUUCAGCCCUUUGUCCACCAGGGAUGCUGACUUCAUGUUGGAUGCUAAAAAUUCCGUAAAAGUCAAAAUGAUGCAUGAAAAGAAACACUUUAAUAUCCAUAGAGAUGAGAAGUUGUCUUGCUGGGUAGUAGAAAUCCCAUACAAAGGAAAUGCUACUUCAUUGUUCAUUCUGCCUGAUGAAGGGACAAUGAAGCAAGUGGAGGAUGCUCUGCUAAAAGAGACAGUGUCUAGCUGGUUGAAAUCACUUGAAUACAGGUAA
Messenger RNA from Chaetura pelagica (chimney swift), 930 nucleotides. RefSeq names its product alpha-1-antiproteinase 2-like. The record is from RefSeq and is a predicted model, not a curated record. Gene Ontology annotation, biological process: negative regulation of endopeptidase activity. The coding region runs from base 1 to 930 and encodes 309 amino acids. Gene Ontology annotation, molecular function: serine-type endopeptidase inhibitor activity. NCBI's taxonomy places the organism in Eukaryota, Metazoa, Chordata, Aves, Apodiformes, Apodidae. The transcript is spliced from 2 exons.